AUGGAUGACUUGCUUCCAUCAUACGAGAGUGCGAUUCAGCAGAACCCAUGGACGUUGAUAGCACCCUACCUUCCUUCGGACGAUAUCUGCUCGGCAGCUCUCGUGUGUAAGAAGUGGCAUGAAAUCUUCACACCGCACCUGUGGGGUAGCCCUGCGUCUCACUUUGGCGUAGAGAACGAUACUGUGUAUACCGCUCUUACGCGCUUCAAGCGCACCCUACCGUAUGCGAGAUCCUUUGUACGCGAUUUGACGCAUACUCUCCAGUUCCCGCCAGCGCACGCAGAGAUCUAUGGCGGGCCACACUCUGAGUGGCUACGAGACUGCCUCGAACGACUGCCUCGCCUCCAAUGCCUUAUGGUCAACGGACUUCCAUUUUUCGACCACGCAGCGCUCCUGACUCUGCGACACGCCAGUUCAUGGUGGACCGCUAACCGCCCAGUUGCAUAUCCUAUGUUUGGCCUGCGCUUAUUGGAUGCUUCAGGCUGCACUAAUGGGACGUCUACUGGUCUUGCAGAAGCGCUUCCUCACUUCCCUGAUCUCGUGUCUUUGGACUUGUCGAGAACGCCAGCUGCUCGGUCUGAUGUGGUGCUGAGCAAGUUGAAGUAUCUGCGUAAUCUGCGAGUGCUGAAUCUCGAGGGCCUGGGACUGAAAGAUGCUGAAUUCUCGAUCAUCGCGCCUUCUAUUGGUACCCGUGUCAGGAGUCUCAACAUGAGCGACAACCAUCUGACGGACUCCAGCGCUAGGCUGCUCCUUGAUCACUGCCUGAAAGAAACGACUAUACCGGCGCAUGUGACAAGAUCACCUCUACCUCCGGUCGAGCAUGGUCAGUUGGACGGAGGCUUGGAUGCGCACGAGUCGGAAGAUCUCGUGAAUCAUCUUCGACAGAGGUUGACCAAAGGGUUUUUCGGCAGCCUGGCAAUCGAGGAGGGCCGGGAUAUAGGCAUCACUCAUCUGUACCUGUCCCGAAACUCCAUGACAGUCGAGGGCAUCUCCGGACUGCUCCGAUCGAAGCGUCUACGGGUACUAGAUGUCGGAGUCCUACCCGCUGUGCUGUUGAGACCCAUGCAGCCUUCCAAAGAGAACGUUGAUGACAGUAUGAAUCUUCCAGGUGUGGCGAAGAUGACGCCCAUCCUGUCGGAAUUCGCUGCUCCUAAGAUGAAGUAUCUCAGAAUCAACUACCAGAUCGUGACCGAGGAUGCGCCAGUGGACGCACUCCCAUCACCACGGGCCGAGCUUAAUGGGGAUCUUGGCUUGUACGCACCGUCCGAUGCACAUGAACUCGAAGCUGCUCAACAGCAACUGCCCAUGCCUGAACUCAGCUCUGUGGACAACGCCGUCUCGGAGCUUCCUGGGAGUCCCGCUUACCCGGUAGAACUGCCUGGUUCUUUUCCAUCCGAAGCGGCCUUGACAUGGCGGAAGAAUAGUAAACUGGCGCGAAUGCCCUCGAUCAAAGUCACCCCGGAGCCGCAGGAAAUCAAACGUGGUGCAGCGUAUGCACCAGAACCAGUUUUCGUGGAUUUACCAAUGUCGCCAACCCGCCCGCUUCUGCCUGGCAGUGAGGAACGAAGACCCCUCUCUACUGGAGACUCGUCGCCUGACCAUUUGGCGGCACUUUCACCAGUUCUUUCUAGCAGCAUGCCAAACAGAUCCUCUGGCACAAGGUCGCGCCACAACUCCACCCAUUUUAUCGAGGACCGCAGGGCCAGGCUUGAGCUUCGACAGUCACAAGAAAAUCGGCUGCACCCAGGCAUGCUUCCCAAUGUACAUACCCUGGUUUUGACCGAUGUUCCAACGUCUACGACCGAUCGAGGUCUUAUUGAUCGGCUUACACAGUACAUCAAAGACGCCGCAGAAGAAGCGUCGAUAGCCAAGCAGCGUGCAAGACACACGUACAUGCUGCCGCCUGGGCGUAGCCGCAAUCUUGCCGAGCGAGAGUACGCACGUGGUCUCUUUGCGCUGAAGCGUAUCGUCUUCGAGAUGGCACCUCCUCAGGUAGCACACAAGAAGAUCUCUACAAGUUGGAGGGCAUACCCUACGAAGUCAUCUACCGAAGACGCAGACUCAGAAGCUUUCUGGGAAGCAGCAGCGCUCGAUUUUUCCUUCUUCGACGACGAAGAGUGUGGUGUCCCAACGAGAGAGCCUGGACGUGGGCUGCCACUGGCAGCGAUGGGUGGUCUUGAGUUGGCUGUCCAACACCCUGCCCCAGCAACAGAACCAAGAAGACCAGAACCUGCAGUGCAGCCGCAACUCGAUGUAGUUGCAGAGAUUGGCAAAUUUCGCGGGGAGAAGAAGUCUGCAUACAGCAAUCUGAUUGGCAUGGGAGAGACCGACCCAGAAGUGGAAGGCUACUGGCCGGGAAACAUCACCGUGGUGCGGAAGCCAGUAGAUAUAGGCGCCGGAGAGCUGGACUGCUACGGCAACAGAUACCAAGGCUGGGGACUGUACCGGUGA
Messenger RNA from Ascochyta rabiei, 2451 nucleotides. RefSeq lists its product as uncharacterized. Gene Ontology annotation, molecular function: protein binding. The coding region runs from base 1 to 2451 and encodes 816 amino acids. The transcript has 2 exons. The record is from RefSeq and is a predicted model, not a curated record. NCBI's taxonomy places the organism in Eukaryota, Fungi, Ascomycota, Dothideomycetes, Pleosporales, Didymellaceae.